Arachis duranensis is the source of this 1658-nucleotide messenger RNA. Its product is annotated as probable WRKY transcription factor 48. Gene Ontology annotation, biological process: regulation of DNA-templated transcription. The coding region runs from base 114 to 1265 and encodes 383 amino acids. The transcript is spliced from 3 exons. NCBI's taxonomy places the organism in Eukaryota, Viridiplantae, Streptophyta, Magnoliopsida, Fabales, Fabaceae. The record is from RefSeq and is a predicted model, not a curated record. Gene Ontology annotation, molecular function: DNA-binding transcription factor activity; sequence-specific DNA binding.
UGGAGUUUUGGGAGAAGAAAAAGAAAGAAAUAUUUGAAAAUAAAAAUAAUGAGGAAUAUGUGCAAAGCUUUUUGUUGAUAUAUAGGAAAUAGAAAGCACCCUUACAAAAAUCAAUGGAAGAAGGGAAGAGAGAGAAGAAGAAGAAAGAAGAAGAAGCAUCCACCACCACUGCUACUACUAUUACUAUGGCUAAUUCCGUCGCAUUUUCCGAUGAGAUUCCGAUCACAAACACAAACACAAUCAACACUUCUUACCCUUUCUCAAGCAUCUUUGACAUGAUGCCACUUCCAUUACUACCCUCUUAUGAUCACAAAACUUCUGCCAAUGGCUUCAUCGACUUGCUCGCUCUCCAUGACUACACUCCUUCCUUAUUCGAUUGCUUUCCCACAACCACCACCGCCGCCGAAGCCACGCCGCAGCAAAUCAGCAGCAGCCAGCAGCAGCAGCAGGCUCUGCCGUCGCCGGCGAGCUCCAAUGUCCCGGACUGUUCGGAGGUGUUGAACACUCCGGCGUCACCAAACUCGUCGUCGAUUUCAUCUUCGUCGAACGAAGGCGGCGCCGGCGUCGGCAGCAACAACAACAACGCGGAAGAGCAUAACGGUGGGAAGGUAGUUGCUGAUGAUGAACAUGAAGCAGAGGAUGAAGAGGCCGAUGGAUCCAAAGAGAAUCAAGACAAGACUAAGAAACAAUUGAAAGCAAAGAAGAAGAAUCAAAAGAAGCAAAGAGAACCUCGGUUUGCGUUUAUGACAAAGAGCGAAGUGGAUCAUUUAGACGACGGUUACAGAUGGCGUAAGUACGGACAGAAAGCAGUGAAAAAUAGCCCUUAUCCAAGGAGCUACUAUCGUUGCACCACAUCCGGGUGUGGUGUUAAGAAGCGCGUGGAGCGUUCUUCCGACGAUCCAAGCAUUGUUGUAACUACCUAUGAAGGGCAGCACACUCACCCUUGUCCCGCUACCUCACGCGCCGCACUCGCGUUCAUGCACGAACCCUCCUUCGCCACCAUUGGAUCUUCUUCUCCUCACUUUCUGCUUCCUCAUCAACAACACUUCCAGCAACCGCCGCCACCGCCUUCGUUAUAUAACUCCGCUACUACUACUAAUCCAACUCCACCUACUAAUGCGUCGUCGUUUGGGACCUUCGUUCUUCAGGAUGGAGCUUUUGCUGCAGCUUCUAGGUUGAACAUGGAUCAAGCUUUCUUGAGAGACCAUGGUCUUCUUCAGGACAUUGUUCCAUCUCAGAUCAGGAAGGAGGAUAACAUCGAAUGAAUCAAUCAACAAGAACGAGCGAAAGUAGGUUAAUUAAUUUUUAUUAUUAUUACAUUAUUAUUAUUAUUCGUGUUAUUAAUUAUUCCAUCUAUAUAAAUAUAUAUGUGACUUCUACUACUAAUGCUAAUGCUAUAUAUAUAUUAGUUAAUUUUGUUAUGUAAGUUAAGGUUCUCUAACUGGUGUAUGUGACAUAUAUUGAAGCAUCAUUUUGGAUGAGGAUAGAUCCGUUUUUAGAUGCCAUGGAUCAGGGGGCUUUAAUUUAGAUUCUCAUUUUGCUUCUUUUAGCUUUUUCUUUCUUUAAUUUCCUUGAUCCAUCGUCCAUUUCUUUGUAAUUAACUAGAUAUUUAUUAUUAUUCGACAAUCAGACAUAUUAUAAUUAGUUAAUUACCCUUA